AUGGCCACCACUAUCUCGCACGAUCUUGCCUGGGAGGUUACCAAGGGACGCAGCUCCACGCUCGUCAAGAGGGCGAACGGUAUCCAGUUCUCGCGCGAUCCUCUUAACCUGAGGAACGUCUACAGCCGCAAGAACGAGGGCUCCAUUGCCAACAAGGCUAUCGGUGUUAUCCCCGGCCCCGAGGGUGGUGUCACUCUUCUCAUCAAGAAGGCCGACAAGCACCACCAGCCCGCAUCUGCCAUCCAGACCACCACCUUCGGCCCCAGCAGGUCCACCCGCAAGACAUACUCCGCCAUCGUCAACUCCACCACCAAGCGCAACUACCGCCCCGACCUCCGCCAGGACGCCGUCGCUAAGGCCUCCGCCAUCCGCAAGAGCCAGAAGCCCGUCAAGGAGUCCAAGCCCACCAAGGCCAGGGGCGCCAAGGCUCAGGCCGCUGCCACCGAGGCAUAG
This is a messenger RNA of Alternaria triticimaculans, 453 nucleotides long. RefSeq lists its product as uncharacterized. The coding region runs from base 1 to 453 and encodes 150 amino acids. The record is from RefSeq and is a predicted model, not a curated record. The transcript is spliced from 5 exons. Lineage: Eukaryota; Fungi; Ascomycota; Dothideomycetes; Pleosporales; Pleosporaceae. Gene Ontology annotation, biological process: translation. Gene Ontology annotation, molecular function: structural constituent of ribosome. Gene Ontology annotation, cellular component: cytosolic large ribosomal subunit; ribosome.